GACUAUGAAUGGAAUUUGGGCCCGGAGGCGUUCCUGCUUGCACGUCGGGCAGCUCCAGGACUUGCUUUAGCUCUGGGGAACCCGGGGUUGCCAGUGAGCAGGUCUUCCGGCCCCGCCCCCUCCGCACGCCAUGGACCUGCACUUCUUCGACUACGCGGAGCCCGGGAACUACUCGGACCUCCCGUGGCCGUGCAACAGCAGCGACUGCAUCACGGUGGACACGCUGCAGUGCGCCCCCAUGCCCAACAAGAGCGUCCUGCUGUACACGCUCUCCUUCGUCUACAUCUUCAUCUUCGUGGUGGGCACCAUCGCCAACUCCGUGGUGGUCUGGGUGAACAUCCAGGCCAAGACCACGGGCUACGACACGCACUGCUACAUCCUGAACCUGGCCGUCGCCGACCUGUGGGUGGUGGUCACCAUCCCGGUGUGGGUGGCCAGCAUCGUGCAGCACAACCAGUGGCCCAUGGGCGAGCUCUCCUGCAAGGUCACGCACCUCAUCUUCUCCAUCAACCUCUUCGGCAGCAUCUUCUUCCUCACGUGCAUGAGCGUGGACCGCUACCUCUCCAUCACCUACUUCACCGGCGCCUCCAGCGGCCGGAAGAAGACGGCGCGCCGGGUCGUGUGCGUCCUCGUGUGGUUGCUGGCCUUCUGCGUGUCGCUGCCGGACACCUACUACCUGAAGACCGUCACCUUCGCCUCCAACAACGAGACCUACUGCCGGUCCGUCUACCCGGAACACAGCACCAAGGAGUGGCUCGUCAGCAUGGAGCUCGUCUCCGUCAUCCUGGGCUUCGCCGUCCCUUUCUCCGUCAUCGCCGUCUUCUACUUCCUGCUGGCCAGGGCCCUCUCGGCGUCGGGCGACCAGGAGAAGCACAGCAGCCGGAAGAUCAUCUUCUCGUACGUGGUGGUGUUCCUGGUGUGCUGGCUGCCGUACCACGCGGUGGUGCUGCUGGACGUGUUCUCCAUGCUGCACUACCUCCCUUUCACCUGCCAGCUGGAGAACGCGCUCUUCACCGCCAUGCACGUCACGCAGUGCCUGUCGCUCGCGCACUGCUGCGUCAACCCCGUGCUCUACAGCUUCAUCAACCGCAACUACAGGUACGAGCUGAUGAAGGCCUUCAUCUUCAAGUACUCGGCCAAGACGGGACUCACCAAGCUCAUCCACGCCUCCCGGGCCUCAGACACGGAGUACUCCGUGCUGGAGCACAGCACCAAGUGACCGCCCCGCGGAGGCUCCCCCCCCCCCGCCCGGGGGGACACGCGUGAGCGCGUGGGGAACCCACGGGCAGCCGGGGU
Messenger RNA from Perognathus longimembris pacificus (Pacific pocket mouse), 1296 nucleotides. It is a transcript of the gene Ackr3, whose product is annotated as atypical chemokine receptor 3. Gene Ontology annotation, biological process: chemotaxis; G protein-coupled receptor signaling pathway; vasculogenesis. Gene Ontology annotation, cellular component: membrane. NCBI's taxonomy places the organism in Eukaryota, Metazoa, Chordata, Mammalia, Rodentia, Heteromyidae. The coding region runs from base 131 to 1219 and encodes 362 amino acids. The record is from RefSeq and is a predicted model, not a curated record. Gene Ontology annotation, molecular function: coreceptor activity; G protein-coupled receptor activity; chemokine binding. The transcript is spliced from 2 exons.